Molecule: messenger RNA, 948 nt
Organism: Maudiozyma barnettii
Lineage: Eukaryota; Fungi; Ascomycota; Saccharomycetes; Saccharomycetales; Saccharomycetaceae
Gene: GLO4
Product: hydroxyacylglutathione hydrolase GLO4
Exons: 1
Coding region: 1-948 (315 amino acids)
Molecular function (GO): hydroxyacylglutathione hydrolase activity
Source: RefSeq, a predicted model, not a curated record
AUGCAGGGGUACAUACAUAAAUACAAUUUGUAUAAUAUUGAAAGUACUGUUUGUUUAUUCUUUGCAGGAUCUUUAUUAUUAACAACGAUUACAAAGUGUAUGCUAUUGAGAUCUGUUAGAAAAAUGCACGUAAAAGCUAUUAAAAUGAGAUGGGCCACUGGUGGCGAUAACUAUUGUUACUUACUAAGUACACACGACAAGAAGGAUUCGUGGAUUAUUGACCCUGCUGAGACUCUCGAAAUAUUGCCAAAGCUUGAUCAAGAUGAAAUGAAAAGUAUUAGAGCUAUUGUGAAUACACAUCAUCAUUAUGAUCAUUCGCAAGGAAAUUUAAAUAUGGUUCGUGAAUUGAAAAAUGUUGCUAACGAAUCAGUUACAAUUGUUGCGGGUUCGAAAGCAUCUCAAGGUGCUACUGAAUUGCCACGCCAUGGUCAAAAAUACACAUUGGGUGAUCUUGAGAUUAUUGCCAUCAGAACCCCAUGCCACACCCAGGACUCUGUUUGUUAUUAUGUAAGAGAUCCUCAAACUAAUGAACAUGGUGUCUUUACUGGUGAUACAUUAUUUACUGCAGGAUGUGGUAGAUUCUUCGAGGGAACAGGUUCUGAAAUGGAUAGUGCAUUAAAUAAGACACUGUUACAAAGUGUCGGUGAACCAAAUUGGGGGUUGACAAAAGUUUAUCCAGGUCAUGAAUACACAAAGGGUAAUGUUAGAUUUGUGCGUGAUGCUAUAUAUAAGAGUCAAGGUGAAAACAGAGCGUUAGAUGAAUUGGAAAAAUUCGCAGAUACUCAUACAGUGACUACAGGGAAUUAUACCUUGAAUGACGAAUUGGCAUUUAACCCAUUUAUGAGACUUGAUGACCCAUUUGUUAGACAAGCUGUAGGUGAUGGAUCUGGAGGGUGGGAAAGAUCUAAAGUGAUGGAUAAAUUGAGAGAAAUGAAGAAUUCCAUGUGA